Messenger RNA from Sphaeramia orbicularis (orbiculate cardinalfish), 3154 nucleotides. RefSeq names its product interleukin-17 receptor C. Gene Ontology annotation, molecular function: interleukin-17 receptor activity. The transcript has 16 exons. The record is from RefSeq and is a predicted model, not a curated record. Bases 229 to 2451 code for a protein of 740 amino acids. Lineage: Eukaryota; Metazoa; Chordata; Actinopteri; Kurtiformes; Apogonidae.
CUGAGUGGGAGAGACGCGUGACAGACACCUUCAGUUGGACCUGGUCUGUUGUGUUUACUGGAUGGCAAACACCCUAGUCUCUACUUUGACGGAUGGAAGACUAUCACCUAUAGAGGUUACCGUCUUUGCUUUUUGUCUUGGAUGUAAGAACACGGCGGAAACGUGAAGGAAGUCGAGCGCGCCGGAGAGAAACCCCGCGUUCCAUAUGCGCAAAGACGCACGGCAGACAUGGCUCACAGGGACUACCGACCCGAGGGGACACGUGUUUCUCUUCAAGUUCUGCCACUGCUUCUGUUAAACCUGUUUGUCUCGGCGAAGGCUUUGGAGAUGAUGGACCUGAAACCACCUGCCCUCAUGUGCAGAGAGGGUUUAUCUGAUUGCUCCAUGGGCCAAGCUUUUCAUUAUGAUGCGGGUCUACCUAAAGAGGAUGCAGUCGAUGUCGAUCAUUGGGAGCUGAAAGUCAUUUUUUGCUGUACAAACAGGCAACGCUGUGUACCUUGUCUUCAGAUAAAUAUUACAGUCCAAGACGUUAGCCAUCUAAAGGAUGCUUCUGAGGAGUCUGGUGACCAAAAUUAUGAAGACGAGCGCCUUGGCACAAAUGGUUUGGCAGAAGGAAGUGGCCUGCAGUCUGUGUUUCCUGAACGAAGUGCUUCAGUGACAGUGUGCCACAGCUCCCCUUACAGGAAUAUUUACAGGACACUCCAGUUUACUUACUCCAGUGUUGCUCAGUCAACUCAAAAACCCACACGUGAGUUGCUGUUGACAGAGGAAGUGAUGUUUGGCAGGCCUUUUGUGGUCAGGGUCAUUGGACAUUCAAAUAAAUCCUACAUCAAAAAUGUCACAAUUCCAUCCCUAGAAACAGUUUGCUCCCGGAACCUAGAUGGCAGAGUUGAGCAAUGUGAUGAUGUUCCCAAACUCCGAGCUGUAACUGAUCAUAAGAAGGAUAUAGUCGUCCUCCAAGUGGACAGCACCGAUGAGAAACAAAGGGAGCUCAUGUGCCUGAAGGUUCAGAAUGGCAUUCCUGGAGGAGAUGUUCUUGAAUGGCCCAAAGGCCAGAGAGAAGUGAUCAUCUCAACAGAGUCCGUUGUACCAUGUUUGUGCUUCCAGGUAUGGUGGAAGGAGAAAACAUUGCGCAAACAGUACUGCCCUUUCCAAAACCAACAAGCUGCGCAGGAGAGAAUGCAGCGCAGGGUGUCUGUGUCUAUGGUGGAGUCUCCAGUGAGGGAAGGGGGCUCAGUGCUGAUCUGGAAUGUGACUGCCCCCUGUAGACUGGAGGCAGAGGUGUGGCUCUGUAAAAGAGACCCAGCAGGAGGUCAGUGUAAGGAGAUUGCUGGCUCCAGACAGACCCUGAAAAACCACUCACAUGCUGGAUGGAGAGCUACACGCAAUGGACACUGGAAAUCAGGGGAGUUCAAUGGGUCGUCACAUCCUCUGCUUUGUGUUCAGAUGAAAAUUCGAGGGGCACAUUCACAGUUGGAUCCUCAUUGCCCAUUUGCAACAUCCCGUUGGAGAUGGAUCCUUCCCCUCCUCAUUGGAUUCCCACUGAUAUGCUUGUCUGUACUAGGAGCCUAUUUGGCACAGGGGGUGCUUAAAGGUUAUGUGUGGAAAUGCUUGAAAGAAGAUGAUGUGAAAGGUGCUGUGGGUGGUGGGCAUGUGGUGUUGUUGUAUCCACCUGAUGAUGAACAGGCUUUACCAGAACUAAUGUGUCAUCUGGGAUCGUCGCUCCAAGCUCUGGGCUGCAGUGUGUCUCUAGACUUGUGGAGCCAUAAGGAGCUCAGUGCUCUAGGUCCUGUUCCUUGGCUCCAUUCAAGACUGGACCGGCUGCAAAGGCAGGGUGGUAAAGUGGUGCUAGUCCUGACCCAGGCAGCCUGGAUAAAAGCUGAAGAAUGGGGAGCCCGGAGCUGGGAACGCAACACACCCAAGCAGAGGGAGGGCGGCAUGGAUGAGAAAGGGACCGGCAGAAGUUACCCCCUCUCUCCUCCCUGUGUAGAUGUUUUUAGUGCCUCGUUGAGUUGUAUUCUAGCUGAUUAUUUACAGGGUCGUGCAGGUGAGCGGUUCAUGCUGGUACAGUUUGAAUCACUUCCACCUGAGCCUCCAGGUGGUUGCCGACCACUGCCUGAACUUUUCCGUGGCCUCCACGUCUACAGCCUCCCUUCACAGAGCCUGGGAUUUCUAACCGAACUGGCUGGGGCUCGGAAAACGGCCAGCGCUUCAGCUAGAAGGAAGAGGGCGGGGGGCCUCAGGAUGGCAUCUCGAGCCCUGGCACGAGGCCUGUCAGGGUUCACUGCAGGGACAACUGUAUUACGACUUGCAGGGAUGCCGCAAAGUUGUGUUGGAACAGGAGCGGAAGACUCUGGGGAAACGAUGCCCCUCCAGCCAUGUCUUAUUACCCCUCCAUCCAGCCCCGACAUAGACCCCAAGACCCCCAAGAGUGAAAUGGACUGGGUCUGAGAGUAGCAGAGGAUGACACAAACUGAAGGAACUGAAAGUGAUACUCUGCAGGUUAUCACAUAAAUAUAUCACAUUGCUGCUUUGUCAAAUCUCGGGGGUCUCUAAAAAACUGGUGCAACAUGAAGAAAAACAAGUACAUCAUAUGAAAACUUAAAGCACAGCACAAAACCUCAAAAGUCUUGAAAAAGGAAACUCAUAAAGACAUAUUAAAUGGAGUUUCUUUACUAAGUGAGGAAUACAAAAAAAAAUCCAAUAUAUCCAAGAAGUACUCUCUUGUGUUUGUCCUGACCUCAAUACUUUAGCCGUUACGUGUGUUUGAUUUGUGUUUUUUCACAAUUCGCACAGACAGUGGGCUUUAUACACAGCCCCACAUCUUCCUGAACUUAAGGCAGCUUCUUUAUUUCCUGUCUUUCAUUAUUGGACACACUGGUUAAUCCAGGUGUGUCUGACCACAGUAGUCACAGCAAGAAGUAACAGGCACACGUGGAUUAAUCAGUGUCCAAUAAUGAAAGACAGGAAAUAAAAGAACUACCUUAAGUUUAGUUAGAAGUGGGGCUGUGCAUAAAGCCCAUAUAGAAGUUUUGAUAAAUAAACUAUUUCUUCUUGUGUCCAUACUCUUACAUUAUCCAGCAGACAUGGGGAGUUAAUUUUAUACUGUGUUUUUGUCUUACUGUAAGUGUUUAAAUAAAGAAUAUGAAUUAUU